UUUAGAUUAAAUAGAUUAGAUUAGUCUUUAUCAUGAGCUAUAAGACGACCAUAGAAAGAAACUAGCACUUCAAAGAUGAAGGCCUUUUCAUGCUUCUCACACUCAAAACACUCCCUUUUUUCCUCCUCUCAAAUCACCCCAAUUCCCAAUAAUGAUGAAUCCAUCUUCAAAUUCAAUCAAAACCCAGUUCAAUUCACCCCAAAAUUCCCCCAAAAAACCCCUAAUUUCCCCUCAUUAUCCCUAAAUUCAUCUCAAAAUCCAACCCCAGAAAAUCUCCCACCAUUAGUAGUAGUAGGAUCAGCAAAUGCAGACAUAUACGUCGAAAUCGACAGACUCCCAAAAGAAGGAGAAACAAUCUCAGCAAAAUCAGGUCAAACUUUAGCAGGAGGAAAAGGAGCAAAUCAAGCAGUUUGUGGGGGUAAACUUUUAUACCCAACUUACUUUUUUGGGCAAAUUGGUGAAGAUGCUAAUGGUAGAUUGAUUUCUGAGGAAUUGAAAAAUGGUGGGGUUUUUCUGGAUUAUCUUAGGAAUGUUAGUGGUGCUCCUACUGGUCAUGCUGUUGUUAUGCUUCAAUCGAAUGGCGAAAACUCGAUCAUCAUUGUUGGUGGUGCUAAUAUGAGUUGUUGGCCGGAUGAGAUUGAUGAUGCAGAUUUGGAGAUUGUUAGGAAUGCUGGGAUUGUUCUUCUUCAGAGGGAAAUUCCUGAUUCUGUCAAUAUUCAAGUUGCUAAGGCUGCAAGAAAUGCAGGGGUUCCUGUUAUCUUGGAUGCUGGGGGAAUGGAUUCUCCUUUUCCACCAGAGCUGCUAAAAUUUGUUGAUAUUCUGAGUCCCAAUGAAAGUGAACUUUCUCGUUUGACAGGGAUGCCGACUGAAAGUUUUGAGCAAGUUAGUCAAGCUGUGACAAAGUGUUAUGGAAUGGGUGUAAAGAAGGUAUUGGUCAAACUUGGGGAUAAAGGUUCAGCCUUAUUUGUGGAAGGUGAAGAACCGGUCAAGCAGCCCAUUAUAUUGGCUCCAAAGGUCCUUGAUACAACUGGAGCUGGCGAUACUUUCACAGCCGCUUUUGCUGUAGCCCUCGUUGAGGGUCGAUCAAAGCAAGAAUGUUUGAGAUUUGCUGCUGCGGCCGCAUCUCUUUGUGUUCAAGUCAAAGGAGCAAUUCCAAGCAUGCCUGAUCGUGAUUCUGUAUUGAAGCUUCUCGGGUCUUCUUAGUGUACCGGUUUCAUUACAGCAACUUGCACAUAGAGGGUGUUUGUUAUUUUGUUUCUUUCAUUUUUCUUUAGUCUUUCCUUUUUCUCUAUUUAUAAGAAAUAAAUCAUCAGGGGCUGAGUGAUGGAUGGUACUGGUGGACGCUCCAAAGGCUGCCACAACAAUAUUCAGGUGUAGAAAGGAGUAGAAAUAAGCUUGGUAGAAAGCUGUUUAAUUAGGUUUUAUCAAGGAUCAGUGAGAAUGCAAGCUUUGCAUAAUUUUGUGGAUUGGGGAGCAUGUAAGCUUGGUAGGAAGUUAAUUGACUGACUUUGUAAUUUUUAUGCAACCCUUGUGUGUGGUUUCCUUUUCGACCUAUUUAAAACUUUGUCACCUUCAACCUUACACUUAUUUCCUCAUAAUACAACUAUUUGACCA
Molecule: messenger RNA, 1614 nt
Organism: Chenopodium quinoa (quinoa)
Lineage: Eukaryota; Viridiplantae; Streptophyta; Magnoliopsida; Caryophyllales; Amaranthaceae
Product: ribokinase-like
Exons: 4
Coding region: 76-1203 (375 amino acids)
Biological process (GO): D-ribose metabolic process
Molecular function (GO): ribokinase activity
Source: RefSeq, a predicted model, not a curated record